Molecule: messenger RNA, 870 nt
Organism: Solanum dulcamara
Lineage: Eukaryota; Viridiplantae; Streptophyta; Magnoliopsida; Solanales; Solanaceae
Product: ribonuclease 3-like protein 3
Exons: 4
Coding region: 1-870 (289 amino acids)
Biological process (GO): siRNA processing
Cellular component (GO): nucleus; cytoplasm
Molecular function (GO): ribonuclease III activity; RNA binding
Source: RefSeq, a predicted model, not a curated record
AUGGAAGUAAAAAAAGUCUCUCUUAAUAUUCCAUCAUCACAAAACCUUCAUUUCACUGAAGAAUAUAUUAUAAAUCAAUUAACACAUGAUGAUGAUGAUGAUGAGCAAGGAAGGAGAUUAGUGGAGGAAUUAGAGAAAAUAACUCGAUACAAAUUCAAGAAUCCAAACUUGUUACGUGAAGCUUUUACUCACUCUUCCUUCCAAGAAAAUUGUAAAUCAUAUGAAAGAUUGGAGUUGUUAGGUGAUUCUAUUCUGAAUAUGUUAAUAACAAAGGAGCAAUUUAUUGAUUACCCUGAUUUGUCUCCUGGGAAGCUAACAAAGUUGAGAGCAGCAAAUGUAGAUAAUGAGAAACUUGCUAGAGUCGCCAUCAAAUAUAAUUUACAUAAUUAUUUACGUCACAAGAAGCCUUUACUUAAAGGACAAGUAGAAGAAUUCAGAGAAGCUAUUUUGGAAUAUCCAUUGCAUUCAUUAGGUCUCAUUGAUCCUCCAAAGGUUCUUGCAGAUAUAGUUGAAUCUUUGAUUGGUGCCAUCACUCUUGACUCCAACUGCAUGGAUACAACUAGGCAGGUGGUAAAAAAUUUGUUGCAACCUCUAAUUACUCCAGAAAAAUUAGAGGCUAAUCCAGUUACAAAACUUUAUGAGUUAUGUCAGAAGAACGGACUGAAGACAAAAUUUGUUGAUCAAUGGGAGAAAACAGGAGAGGUUGAAGUUUUCGUCGAUGGGAAAUUUGUAGGGAAAGGAAAAUCAUGUGGAAAAAAAAUAACUGCAAAAAAUAGGGCUGCACACAAUGCGUAUUACCAAGUUAUCCAGAAUUUGAGUGUGAAAACCACUAUUGUUGAUGAUCAACUUUGUGAUGAAACGCAAAGCUGA